Messenger RNA from Budorcas taxicolor (takin), 2504 nucleotides. Its product is annotated as signal recognition particle 54 kDa protein. The record is from RefSeq and is a predicted model, not a curated record. The transcript has 17 exons. NCBI's taxonomy places the organism in Eukaryota, Metazoa, Chordata, Mammalia, Artiodactyla, Bovidae. The coding region runs from base 239 to 1966 and encodes 575 amino acids. Gene Ontology annotation, cellular component: signal recognition particle, endoplasmic reticulum targeting; cytosol. Gene Ontology annotation, molecular function: ATP hydrolysis activity; GTPase activity; 7S RNA binding. Gene Ontology annotation, biological process: SRP-dependent cotranslational protein targeting to membrane, translocation; SRP-dependent cotranslational protein targeting to membrane.
UGGCAGUCGUCGGGCUUCCAGCUGGUGGGAGUUGGCGUUGCGGUACUGGGCGCUGGAACCCUAGUUUAUCCAGUUUGGGAAGUCGGGCUGUGGGGUCGCACCUGUCUGUCUGAUCCCCGCGUUCCCUGGUUUCCUCCCCCGGCGUGGGGCUUCGCGAAGGUCUCCCCGGCCCUUUUGGGCCACGGCGGUAGCGGUGCCUUUUGCGGUUUUCUUGUGAUCACAUCUUAAAGCUUUCAAGAUGGUAUUAGCAGACCUUGGAAGAAAAAUAACAUCAGCAUUGCGCUCAUUGAGCAAUGCCACCAUUAUCAAUGAAGAGGUGUUAAAUGCUAUGCUAAAAGAAGUAUGCACAGCAUUAUUGGAAGCAGAUGUUAAUAUUAAGCUAGUGAAGCAACUAAGAGAAAAUGUAAAGUCUGCUAUUGAUCUUGAAGAGAUGGCAUCUGGUCUUAACAAAAGAAAAAUGAUUCAGCAUGCUGUAUUUAAAGAACUUGUGAAGCUUGUAGACCCUGGAGUUAAAGCAUGGACACCCACUAAAGGAAAACAGAAUGUGAUCAUGUUUGUUGGAUUGCAAGGGAGUGGUAAAACAACUACAUGUUCAAAGUUAGCAUAUUAUUAUCAGAGGAAAGGUUGGAAGACCUGUUUGAUAUGUGCAGACACAUUCAGAGCAGGGGCUUUUGACCAACUAAAACAGAAUGCAACCAAAGCAAGAAUUCCAUUCUAUGGAAGCUAUACAGAAAUGGAUCCUGUUAUCAUUGCCUCUGAAGGAGUGGAGAAAUUCAAAAAUGAAAAUUUUGAAAUUAUUAUUGUUGAUACAAGUGGCCGUCAUAAACAAGAAGACUCUUUGUUUGAAGAAAUGCUUCAAGUUGCUAAUGCUAUACAACCAGAUAACAUUGUUUAUGUGAUGGAUGCCUCCAUUGGACAGGCUUGUGAAGCUCAGGCUAAGGCUUUUAAAGAUAAAGUAGAUGUAGCCUCAGUAAUAGUGACAAAACUUGAUGGCCAUGCAAAAGGAGGUGGUGCUCUCAGUGCAGUUGCUGCCACAAAAAGUCCAAUUAUUUUCAUUGGUACAGGGGAACAUAUAGAUGACUUUGAACCUUUCAAAACACAACCUUUCAUCAGCAAACUUCUUGGUAUGGGUGACAUUGAAGGACUGAUAGAUAAAGUCAAUGAGCUGAAGUUGGAUGACAAUGAAGCACUUAUAGAGAAGUUGAAACAUGGUCAGUUUACGUUGCGAGACAUGUAUGAGCAAUUUCAAAAUAUCAUGAAAAUGGGCCCCUUCAGUCAGAUCUUGGGGAUGAUCCCUGGUUUUGGAACAGAUUUCAUGAGCAAAGGAAAUGAACAAGAGUCUAUGGCAAGGCUAAAGAAAUUAAUGACAAUAAUGGAUAGUAUGAAUGAUCAAGAACUUGACAGUACGGAUGGUGCCAAGGUUUUCAGUAAGCAACCAGGAAGAAUCCAAAGAGUAGCAAGAGGAUCAGGUGUGUCAACAAGAGAUGUCCAAGAACUUCUGACCCAGUAUACCAAAUUUGCACAGAUGGUAAAAAAGAUGGGAGGUAUCAAAGGACUUUUCAAAGGUGGUGACAUGUCUAAGAAUGUGAGCCAGUCACAGAUGGCAAAAUUGAAUCAACAAAUGGCCAAAAUGAUGGAUCCAAGAGUUCUUCAUCAUAUGGUUUGUGACUUUCUUGGAGAGAAGAUUGCAUCUGUUUUGGGCAUCAGCACCCCAAAAUACCAGUAUGCAAUUGAUGAGUAUUACCGGAUGAAGAAGGAGGAAGAAGAAGAAGAAGAAGAAAAUAGGAUGUCAGAAGCAGCAGAAAGACAAUACCAACAAAAUAAGCUGCAGGCUGAUUCCAUUGUUCAGUCCGAUCAACCAGAAACACUGGCAUCCAGUUCAUUUGUGAAUCUCAAUUUUGAAAUGGAGGGAGAUUGUGAAGUAAUUACAGAAAGCAAACAAAAUCCAGUCUCUGUCCCUCUGUAGAAUGAAAUGACUAUCAGACUUCUAAGGUAGUUUUUAUACCAGGAAUUUUCACAUUCUCUAUUCAAUGGGUCUUGGGCCUUAAUACAAUUAUUUAUAUUUUAAAUUAUUAUCAGGAAAGGGAAGAAUGUUUCUUUAUUCUUAAGCUCUAUCUAGCAAAAGCCAGAUAUGAAAUUUGGAUCUUUGUAUUGUGCUUUUACUGUGUCAAAUUAGUGCUUUGGUUUUAAAAUGAUCUUUAAAAAAGGUAAGGACAUUCUAGAGCCUUAACCACCAACUAGGAAGGGUUAAAUUAUCAAGCUUGUCUUUGUGUAAGGAAAAAAAUGGGUAAGUUGCUGAUGAAGGCUAACUGGAGCUGAUAUUUGUGGCCUCAGAUUAAAAUGAGGAUUUUUGCCCUAGAUUUUCUCAUGUUAUGUCUUAUAUUUAUAUAUCUAACCAUUCAUUUCAUACUAAGGAUGGUUUACUGAGCGUAAUAAAAGGAGCACGAUAAAAGCAUUUUGAAUUUUCUUUCCUUGAGACUUUAUUUCAUGGGAAGGUGAUUGUG